CGCUUGCGCGAUUCCACUACGAGUCAUAUCUGUACGGUGGAUAGAGAUGCCGAGGAGUGCGGGCCAGGUUCGGGUGAGUUCAUGGAUUGCAAAGGACCACCCUUUUUGCCUCCAGAAACCGCUUUGACGUUAAGGAAGAUUGAACGUAUCUCAACAAUUUUUGUAGCUAGGAAGUAGUAAUGGGAGCAGCAGGGUUGGUGUAUGCUUUUCAGUUGGACGCACUAGCCCACGUAGCUAGUCGUAAUAGGCAGUAUUCCGAAGAGCGUCGUUGUAUGUUUUUACGUUCUAGAUCUAAUCUCAGACGCUCACUACGGUCAGGCGCACACGGUUUUAUUGGAUGGGCGCGUUGCGAUAGAGAGUGGCCUCGAGGGCUUGGAGGAUAUCGCCUUGCCGACAAGAAACGACAACGAACUAACUACGUGGAGAAGAAUGUCAACAUCGUCUACAUCAUCUUCUACGUCCUCCUCAGAACAAGAGCAGAACCCUCUGCUGAACGAAAUAUCUUCUGGGCCCGAGCAAGAUUUCUGGUCAGCGCUCUUUGGGGGUCCAUCGCGGAACGGCACUGGCAGUGCAACAACAAUUGCUGACUUGCUACGAGGCGUAGAGGACGGUGUAACUACAGAAGAAGAUGGCUCGGCGAUCCCUAUAGGAACAUUAAGCCUUCGGGAAUCCAUCCUCAGGAGCAUCUACUUGGGGCACCCCUGCCUCUAAGGGAAAAACAGAGGACCCAAGAUGAGUCUCGAGAUGGGUGCCGGGAAGAAGAUCUAAGAAAUACAAUUUCGUCGCAACGACAACCAUCAUCUGAAGCGGGUCUGCGUCCAAGAGCGAUCUCUCCAGCUGAGCUCAUGUCAGGAGUCCAAGAGGACGGUUUUUUUCCGAGUUUCACGCUGCAUGAAGACGGAACUGUAGCAGGGAUAAAUCUACCACAGCAGCCUGUUCGUUUCGUCAAGAGCUUCACCGCCGCUGCAGCGUCAGGAGGCUUUCUAGGCCUUGCUGGGACUACGGUCGGCUGUAGAAAAGAAGUCUCCUUUUGGGACAAUGUGCUGAGACUACAGGAGAUACAACAAGCACUUUUAUUAUGGUCAACUUUUUUCAUUUUCCAUCCUUCUCGGCAUCUUGGCCCCCAUAUUUCCCUUGAGUAUUAUUCUUGUGAAAUGAUACAAGGGUAGUAAAGGGACCCCAAGAAAAGGGGGGCCGAGAUGCAAUCUAGCAGACUCUAAUUUUACAACGAACAUCCACAUCGAAGAGACGCCCAUCUUCAGCUACUACAAGUGGAGGAGGAGCGAGGGCCAAUGCGGUGUAUUGGACUCUGUCCUUAGCGCCACCACCGGCGUCACCACAUUAUAAACCGAAUAAGAGAUCCUCUUUGCGAGUUGGGGGCGAGGUUCCACACCUUGUUAGCCACGUCGUGCAGAUCAUGAGGAAGGACAAAGACGCAUUAUGUUAUGUGACAUGUAGUAGAGAAUAGCUUGAGGAGCAUCGUCGCUCUAAAGUAGAUGAGAGUCUUAUACACCUUUACUCGUCCUCUAAUUCUCCAAGCUGCAGAAGUGGACGUGUACUACGCUCAAGCGGCCUUGCGAGACAAAUAUGUGAAUGCUGCGCGACAUGAAUUUCUGUUAUACAACCCUCAGCUGUGUGGAGUGGAUUUGCUCACUGGGAUAUCCUCCAAUUGGCUGGCUGUAGUUAAGGCAUUCUUUUGGGACAUGAUGAAUAGCGCAAUGUCGCCACGAGUGGAAAUCUUGUGCCUUCGUUGGCGAAUUUAUUCGAUUUCGCUAUUUGGCUAUGUCAAUGUCGAGUGGCUGUAUGAACAAUUGUGAGAGGAUUGAGUAAUUUGGAGCUUUCAUUGCGUUCGAUACCCGCAGUGUUGGCUUAACGUUGCCACGGUUUCUGUUCGAUCGAUUCGUGGCGCAGCUUGAUUUACAGGCUGGUCUACACUGUGUCGAUAUGCAGAAAGGCCACAGCACAGUUCCGACGUUGGUGCUGAGACAGGGCCAAGGUCGAGUGAUGAAAAGUGAGCAUGCUUUUCCUUGUCAUCUGCGUGACGACACACUCUCUGCCGCUGACCUGACAAAGCCUGCCUUCUUACCGACGUUGUCCUUCGCGUUGAACGAUCUGAACAUGCGCACACCCGAUCGUCGUCUGGAACUGCCGCUUUCUCACCUAUUCUACCGUGAAGGACCGAUGCCACAUCAAGGUAAGCUCUCACUAGCUCAAAAAAAAACUUCUUUCUGCUUGGUCAAAGAAAUUGUUGUAACUAUUACCUCAAUUUUUACUUAUAUGUCAGUUACAAUUUUUUGAAGCGUGGAGGUUUUCGAUGAGGCACAACAACCAUUCACGUUGUUCUGUGUAACAACAUGCACAUCUCUUGCUUCACAUUAAAUCGUAAAUCGACAGGGUCCGGUGGGAAGUGGGUACUCGCAGUGGCACCACUCCAAAACGAGCAGUCUGUUUCUGACUACGCCGAUGGGGACGGGUUAGAACAGGAUACCUCUCACGCUUUCACACCGGAUUUAUGACACAUAGUAGGCUCUUAAGGAAACUGUUCUCCUCAAAGAAUUUCUAUUACAAAAAAUUACUAUAACUUUCUUUAAGAGGAAAAGCUUUCCUUAAGGAAGCUCCUUACGGAAGAGCUGUAAUAGCCUUUGGCUAAUAAUAGACCUCCCCUUAAGGGAUUUGGAACCCUCACGCUUUCACACCGGAUUUAUGACACAUAGUAGGCACAUUCAUUCAUUCAUUCAUUCAUUCAUUCAAGAAACAAGAACGACUUCGUUCUCGUUCUCUCUUCAUACACAAUGGCCGCCUCACAUAUCGGAGUGGGUUCUUUGGCGUUAUCGGCAUUUGAAGGCAUAGUCUUCGACGGAGCGAACAGGCGGAUUGGGAUUGCCAUAGACAGGAACCAAGUGAAAACUACAUCUAGAAGUAGUAGUUUUCUGGCAGGUCUGAUGAAGCAACGGGGACAGCAGAGUCUUCAGCAGAUGAAGUUGAGUAGAUUACCAACGCUGAGGCCUUAUCGCUCCGCAAAUAAAGCUGCUAGUAAGGGAUCGUCUGACGCGGCAACCCGUUUCGCUACGACUAUGAUCAAUGACGUUUUGUCAAGCAUCCUAUUCGGUGGAGCAGAGAAUCUUCAGCAUCGAGGACAAGGAGAAGCUGCAUCUUCGAAGAAUGAAGGAGGAGCAAAAGAUCGUUCUUCGACGCCGACUAAUAACGAUUUUGGUGAUGCAGCUCAACUACUGAAUGCCGCAGCAGGGGAAGACAUAACAACUUCAUCAGCAGGAGUUGGGGAAAACCCUAGCGUACAGGAACUGGUGAGUAAGCUCUUCGACUUCUCCUCGUCUGGACCACGGAAGCUUGAUGCUGAAGAUGCUACCUCUAGCGCCCAGAGAAGUUUGAACAAGAGGAGGAAAGAAGAACUACGUCACAGAACAAGUUCUAGGCGAAGAACAUCAUCGUCGCAAGGUAGAACUGAGUGGACGCGAUUUAGGAACUUUUUCGCGUUUCUGAGUGGUCGCCCACCUGGCAUCGAGACUUUUGUACCCUACGUGAGCCACAGAAGACGACUAUCAUCUUCAUCACUAGCUGUUUUUGCGGACUCUUCCGAAGACCAAAGUAUUCUUGCGCCCGACGUGGUAGCGACUGGCGCAACUGAAGAUGAGACACUAUUAGCCGGAACUGCAAGUAGAAGUACAAUAUCAAGUACAAUGAGCAUGAAUUCGAGACACCUAGAAGAGCAGCGGAGAUUAGCGGAGUCAGAAAAUGGAAUGUGUCGUGCAGCUCCUGUCUGUAACCGCGGUCAGGAGCGCUUGGAUCCCGCUUUAAACGAAUGCGUAGACCCAGAUUGUGGUGCGUAUUUUUAUGAACAGAAUUCUCUGCCAUUGAGUAGAAGUAAUGAUCGGAUAAUCCAAAUCUAUCGUAUUCUUUUGUACUUGCUUAUGAGAUUUUUCACUCGUACAAGAAUUGAGUGAAUCGCUACAAUUAGAGUGGAACCAUCGCUAACCCAUCUUCGCAGUUUUGAACGACGAAACGAAGACCUGCGAAGUCCACUUCCUGCUGAAGCCGCUUCUUGUGACAAUUGUGCUCGCCUUGGCGGUAACAGAGAUAGCGGGCCAUCUCUUUUACUCACGCGAACUGCUCGCAAGAUGUCAAAACCUCUGAUGGUAUUUUGGGCACGCUCACACCACUAGUGGGAGCUGAAAGAUGAUACGUCAUAUCUGAAUUUGGGUUUUGCAAGACAAUGAAUAGAGACUAGAGGCAAAAAUAUGCAGCCUAUGGGGCUUCGACGCUGG
Amoebophrya sp. A25 is the source of this 4283-nucleotide messenger RNA. Lineage: Eukaryota; Dinophyceae; Syndiniales; Amoebophryaceae. The record is from the annotation of a GenBank genome assembly.